AUGUUCGGUCUCCUCCCAGACCUGACUCCUCGAGACUCACACUCGGUCUGGUACUCGUCCUCCCGAAACCCGCAGCACCACCCACCUGCGCCCGACCCAUCUGUCGAUCACACGAACCCGCACCCCGAUCAUGCCGCCCAGCAGUCCUCGUCGCGCCGCGCCGGCCAGCUGCUCCUCGAGCGGUCCCAGCUCGCGCGCCUGCGCGCCGACGAGCACAACCUCGACCGUCGCCGCCUCAACGUGCAGAACUUUGGCAGCACAUGGCUCAAGCCCCCCGGCGUGCCCAAGACGCUGCACCAGAUGCGCGAGGAGCGGCGCGAGGCCGAGGAGCACGCCGAGGCCGUGCGCCGCGAGCAGCUGCAGCAGGAGGUCGCCGAGGCCGAGGAAGGCGGCGGCCCCGAGGAGGAUGAUGCGACAGCCGACAUGGAGGACCUGGGCGACGGCGCGCGGGAUCUCGACGAGGAGAUUCCUGAUGCCGAUGCCGUGGGCAUGGAGCUAAGUGCCAUUGGCGAGUCGUCGACGGAUGAAGCGUCCGACUCGGAUAAUAGCAGCGCAUCGAGCGGGGAUGGCGACGACGAUGACGACGAUGGGUCGAGGGCCGGGGACGGGCCUGGCAGGGGGGAGGCGCUGCGGGAGGAGCGCAGGGCUGAGCUCGUGCAGGCGCGGAUGCGCAUGGCGCGCGGCGGCGACGACGAUGUAUACGGGGCCGACGAGGAAGAAAUAGAGGCCGAAACGGAGGGACAGCUGCUGCUCGAGGACGAGGGCGACAGCUUCCUGCCUGUGCAUGGUCAGGUCGCCGACGAGGACCUCGAUAUGGACGCCGACCUCGAUGGCAGCAUGGCUGACGGAGCCGAGCUCAGCGGCGUCUACGAGCACACGGACACCGAGGCUGAGCUAAGCAGCAGCCUGCCCUCGGACAGCAGUGACGCCGAGGACGAGGAGGACGUGGGUUUCGCACCGCGGUCGUCCCUCGGGGCUGGCGUGUUGCGGCCGCCGACAAGUCCGACGAUGCAGGGGCGCGGUCAGACCCAUCCGCGGCAGGAUAUGGACCUCAGCAGUCUUUUGUCAGGAGGGGACAGCAGUAUGCUGGGGAGCAGUCCGCAGGCGAGGGCUGCGCCGCAGCGGUAG
This is a messenger RNA of Verticillium nonalfalfae, 1128 nucleotides long. RefSeq lists its product as uncharacterized. Gene Ontology annotation, cellular component: anaphase-promoting complex. The record is from RefSeq and is a predicted model, not a curated record. NCBI's taxonomy places the organism in Eukaryota, Fungi, Ascomycota, Sordariomycetes, Glomerellales, Plectosphaerellaceae. The transcript has 2 exons. Gene Ontology annotation, biological process: anaphase-promoting complex-dependent catabolic process. The coding region runs from base 1 to 1128 and encodes 375 amino acids.